Cyphellophora europaea CBS 101466 is the source of this 4353-nucleotide messenger RNA. RefSeq lists its product as uncharacterized. Bases 1 to 4353 code for a protein of 1450 amino acids. The record is from RefSeq and is a predicted model, not a curated record. The transcript has a single exon. Gene Ontology annotation, molecular function: protein binding. Lineage: Eukaryota; Fungi; Ascomycota; Eurotiomycetes; Chaetothyriales; Cyphellophoraceae.
AUGGGCGAACUCCUUGCGGUUUCAUCUGGUAUCGCUGGCCUACUAUCUUUAGCCAUCGACGUGGGAGAAUUGAGCAGCAGGUACAUCAAUAGUGCUAAGCAUGCCCGUACUGACGGCCGUAUGUACUUGGCUGAGCUGCAAGACCUCGACAUCAUCUUCCACCAACUGGAGCAGCACAUAAACACAUGGCCAUCAAUCUCGGGGAACCCGCCGGUGGAAUUCACUGCCUUCAAAAAGCUAGGCUUUCAAGAUUGCUCAACGCGUCUAGCUGGGAUCAAGAAAUCUCUGGAACCCUUCCAAGGCAGGAGUUCACUUGGACGACGCCUUGCAUGGCCUUUCAAAGAGCCGGAUACUCGUAAAGUCAUUGAAGACCUUCAGCGCUACCGUGGCAUGCUGAACGAUGCCUUGUCACGAGAAGCCACCUCAAAGCUAUUGAGCGGCACUAAGCGAGCCGCAGAUGCGUCAGAAGAAAGUCUUCAAGAGCUGCGUGAGGUGAAGCGGCAGCAGCUUACUGCCACGGACGCCAUGCGACGCCAUGCCGCCGAUUCUGGAGAGAUGAGGAACGGCAUCAACGAACUCCAGACUCGAACUGCUUUACUACAGCAGGCAUCGGAAGCCUUGGGAGAAGAACAGACUUACGCCAGCAAGCGCGCCUUUCUCGAUUGGUUAUCAGUCCUUGACGCUUCAAUAAUGCACAAUAGUUCCCGAAAGUCACACGUUGCGGGCACAGGCCAGUGGUUCCUUGGCUCAGCACGUUUCAUCACCUGGCAAUCAUCUGCAUCACAGUUACUUUGGCUUCAUGGUGGUCCUGGUACUGGGAAGACUGUACUGGUGUCGACCGUGCUGCAUCAUAUGUUACAGACGCUUGACGACCCCAUUCUGACCGCUUUUUGGUACUUCGAUUUCAAUGACUGUCGAACGUUGACUCUAGAAGCAUUUGUGAGAGCCAUUCUAAGACAGAUAGCUGCCAGCACCGACUCGAUUCCUCUGGAACUGAGGAAGGGCCAUCAGCAGUACAGUGACCGGUGCCAACAACCAGGGACCGGCGAUCUACUAGAAAUGUUCCGCAUCCUCAUGACACGUCACUCAAGGCUUAACAUCGUUGUGGAUGCGCUUGACGAAUGCGUGGAGAGAAUGGAAGUGAUUGACCUACUUGGGCAAUUGCUGGAUAGGUAUAGCAACGGUCUCAGAGUGCUUCUAACAAGCCGCCGCAUACCGGACAUUGAGACGCGUCUAGAGCAGAUCGAUGCUGCUCAGUUCAGCACGUUCGAACUCGGCAAAGAGCUUACAGCCGCCGACAUUGAUGCCUACAUCAGGAGUAGGUUGGCCACCGAUCCAGGGCUCCGACGACGAACGGCAGAUGACAAGUCUCUCAUUCAGAGGGAACUCUCUGCUGGGGCUAACGGAAUGUUCAAAUGGGUCGAGUGCCAGGUCAGGUCACUCGCCGAAUGCCGUACAUCUGGCGCUCUGAAGAAAUCUCUGCGCUCAUUGCCUCCUACACUGCGCGCAAGCUACCUGCGGACUGUGGAGGAGAUGACGGAGACCGACCGCGAGCUCCUCAUGUCUUCCUUCAAAUUCUUGAUGUUCGCUCAAAGGUCUCUGUCGCUCGAAGAGCUGGCUGAAGCGGCUGUGUUGACGCCAAAUCGAUGUCUCGAUGAAGACAGUCGACUAUUUGAAGCUCGAAUCAUUCUUAAUACGGCGUCAGGCCUGCUGAAAGAGCAGCCUUCGAAUAGAUUGGGUUAUCCUAAUCAGAUGGAUGUCAAGCUGGCGCAUUUUUCGGUGCAGGAGUGGCUCUACUCUGCACUGCUCUCAGAUCAACCAUUCCUGUCAUCGCGGAAAGAGAAGCUCGCCCAGUCAUGGAUCAGCGAAGACCACGUUCAUCGCGACAUAGCACUCAUGUGUGUUGGAUACCUUCAGGCUUGUCAGCAGGAUAUCAAAUCCAACGCCUUUGAACUCUAUCCUUUCAUUGCCUACGCCGGUCGCUAUUGGACAUUUCAUGCCUCAAGAGCCUUUCAGGCUCUACCUGACGACUGCUCUGAACUGACUAAACAAGUUGUCCAGUUGCUCGACUCAUCAGCGCCAGCCUACCUCACCUGGCUCAAGGUAUGGCUACCGGAUGAGCCGUUCGGAAACUUGUUUAGCGGGUACCGCAAAUUGAGCACGAAAGGCGUUCGUGGACCUCUAUACUAUGCCUGCAGAUUCGGGUUCGAUGCGGUGCUGAAGUGUCUCUUGACAUCAGACAGGGCCUUCACAAACGUUGACUGGGAAGACUGCUUUGCCCGCGCGUGGGCUGACGAGAACAUCAGCAUCUUGCAUCUUCUCGGCACCCGUCGUCCCCUCCUUUGGACGUCUCUUCCGAUGCCGCUCAGAGACUGUGCCAAUCAUGUGGUUGCUAAGCAUCUCAAGACCCUUCUGCAGGAUCCCGACGGCGACGAAGCUGUCAGCAGAGAUCUCAAGUCUCAAGCCUUGUACAUUUUCGCAAUGCUCUGGAGCGCGAACUUGAACAUGACGCAGUCCGAGCUCGGGAACGGAACCAUGCCAGCUGAGCAGCCUCUACCAUUCGCCGAGGACAGGAAAGGUUCAAUGCCGCUCGUAUUGCCAGAUGUGAUUAUCAAAAUCAUUUCUGGGUUACAAAACUUUAGGGACGCGUUGAGUAUCACAGCCGACUUCUGCACCCCAAUUUAUGGCCUCUUCCUGUACGCGAUUCAUGUUGGUGGGCUCUCCACAUUGUGCACCAUCCUCGUGAGCGAUUCAGACCUGCAGCACGACACUCCAUGCAAUAUUCGAAUUCGACAGUGGCUCUUACAACAAUCAAUCAAGGAAGGACUACCGCUUUUUGUGGAGCUCUCUAUCAAGCACGGAGCGGACCCUUGUCCUACAGUGAAUGAAGACGGCCUAGAGUUGUCACCACUGUAUCUCGCCUUUUUGGCCAACCAUAUGGCGGGGUUUCAGAGGCGCAAUGUUCAAAAAGCUCUCCUACGAUCAGGUGUCAAUCUUAGCACGACUAGGAGCUUCCAUUGUGAUUCCCUCAACGAGGGCAAUAUGCUGCAGCAUGCGGUCUUGCUAUCAGAGGGCUCAUCGCCACUGUACAGCUGUAUAGCGCCUUUAUACACAGACUCGCAGGCCUGGUAUGCGGUCCAUGACCUGCUCGAGAGUGGGCUAACUCCGAAUGAUAUGACGGAGGUAUGGCAGGGUUUGUGGUCCAACGCGUGUCAUUUCGCCAUCGUUCGCAGCAGGAUCGAGCUGGCACAAAUCCUCAUUGAUGAUGACCACACCAGCGUAGAUGCAACCUUACGGUCUACGUGCGCUGCAAGUGCCAUCUUCGAGCAGACUACUCUCUUGGACCUGGCCGUUCUGCAAGGGCUUUCGCCAAUCGUUGAGCAGCUACUGGCUAAGGGAGCGCGAGUGGACAGCAAAUCAAGAAUAGCAGCUCUGCAUGUGUGCUCCACCAAAGGAGACCUUGAGAUCGGCGUCAAACUGCUAAUGGCGGGCGCAAACGUGGACCAGAACGGGAAGCAUGGGACCUGCCUCUAUCAGGCUCAACACGAGGGUCAGUGGCAGAUGGCAACGCUCCUGCGCCUCUUCGGUGCCAAAGCUAUUCCGACUGUCGCUGCGGUCGUUGCAGACGACGAACAAGCCUUCUUCGACCGAUGCCUGCAGCUGAAUAAUACAGACCUUUCAGACAACCACCGGGAUUCAAUAGUAACGAAUCCGCAGGAACAGGAACAGGAACAAGAAGAUCAAGCCCGCGGUCGAAGCGCACCUGACACCACGAUAUCAACACAGCAGAUGUCUCGGUCGCAGUCUGAGUAUCGUCGAUCUCAUCAACGACGAAUACUUCGUCAAAGAGCCAGUUCUGCGCCUCCCUGUAUUCCGGCCGCCGCUUCACACUCUGCCACCGGACUCGACGCGGAAAGAGUGUGCUGUGAACGCAACAUGGAUAGCCAGAGCCAGAGCUACCCACCAAUGGAAGCUGAAAGCCACCUUUCCACGAAAUUGAGCACAGACGACAGUGACUAUCUCCAUGCACGCCCCACUGGUCAUGACGCCGCCGACGAUGACGAUCAAAUCGCAGCAGGUUCUGACAGUGACUCCGACGCGAGCUCGCAACCCGAGCCGCAACUUCGAUUCGCCGAUGUCUUCCUGAGCAGCAUUGACCCGACGCCUUCCAUCGACAUGUACUGGCCAACACCUGAGGCGCCAUUCGCUUCAACGGCCUCGCAGAAUAACGACGCGAGAGCUCAACUUCUCGCUGUCCCACAACCACCGCCGCUGUUGCUAGAAUCUUCGAUGCCCGCAGAUCUACGCAAGGAGUGUGCGGCGGCCGCUGAGGUACUGUGCGGCGGCCGCUGA